Molecule: messenger RNA, 13150 nt
Organism: Pongo pygmaeus (Bornean orangutan)
Lineage: Eukaryota; Metazoa; Chordata; Mammalia; Primates; Hominidae
Gene: LRGUK
Product: leucine rich repeats and guanylate kinase domain containing
Exons: 17
Coding region: 5464-8865 (1133 amino acids)
Cellular component (GO): cytosol
Molecular function (GO): protein binding; GMP kinase activity
Source: RefSeq, a predicted model, not a curated record
UAGUCAGGAGGCUGAGGCAGGAGAAUUGCUUGAACCCAGGAGGCAGAGGUUGCAGUGAGCCAAGAUCUUGCCAUUGUACUCCAGCCUGGGUGACAGAGCAAGACUCCAUCUCAAAAAAAAAAAAAAACAAAAAAAAAACAAAAAAAAAAACAACUCCUACAACUCAAUAACAACAAAACAAAUAACCCAAUUUAAAAAUGAGCAAAGGACUUGAGUAGACAUUACACCAAAGAAGAUAUACAAAUAAGCACAUGAAAGAUGAAAAGAUGCUCAACAUCAUCAAUAAUUAGGGAAAUGUAAAUGGAAACCACUAUGAGAAAUAAUCUUGCACCCAUUAGGAUGGCUGCUAUAAAAAACAGAAAAUAAGUGUUGAUGAGAAUGUAGCAAAAUUGAAACCCUUGUGCAGUGUUGGUAAGAAUGUAAAAUGGUGCAACCAGUGUGAAAAACUGUAUGGCAUUUUCUAAAGCUAGUGUAUUACCAUAUGAUCUAGCAGCUUGACUUAUGGGUAUAUACCUCAAAUAAUUGAAAGAAGGAUUUUGAAGGGAUAUUUGGACACCCAUGUUUAUAGCAAUAUUAUUCAUAAUAGCCAAAAGGAGGAAGCAACCUAAGUGUCCAUUGACAGAUGAGUGGACAAGCAAAAUGUGGUCUAUCCAUACAAUGAAAUAUUAUUCAGCCUUAAAAAGGAAGGAAAUUCAGACAGAGGCUACAACAUAGAUGAACCUUAAUGGCGUUAUGCAAAGUGAAAUAAGCCAUUAACAAAAAGGCACAUACCGUGUGAUUCCACUUAUAUGAGAUAUUUAGACUAAUCAAAUUCAUAGAGGCAGAAAGUAGAAUGGUGUUUGCCAGGGAACAGGGGAGAAAGGAAUAGGGAGUUAUCGUUUAGUAGUAAUGGACUUUCAAUUUUGGAAGAUGAAAAGAGAUCUGGAGACAGGUGGAUUGCACUGCAAUGUGAAUGUAUUUAAUGCCAGUGGACUAUAUACUUAGACUAGUUAAAAGGUAAAUUUUAUGUUGUGUGUAUUUUACCACAAUGUUUUUAAAGGCUAUAGUAUUAAGAGCAACUCAAUACCUAAAGAGUUAAAAUCAAAUUUCUCUAAAAUGGUUUUUCUUCAACAGAAUUUUGUAAAAGCCCAUAAAUCACUUUCUGAAUGAGUUUCCAGUCAAGAUGGACUCUUGAGUAGCUUGAUUUGCUCAGGAAUGAAAAUCACAACGUGACAAAGUGAGAACUUCUUGAGGAUGGCUCAAUAAUGAAUGACUUUGAAAAAUGCCCUACGUCUCAAUUUAUUUAUAAUGGAAAUACCAAGCCUACUCAAAGCUGUUUGUGUCUGCAGGACUGUAUAUGUACCAGUAAAUAAUUCAAACACAAAAUCCCUCACUUUGAUAUCUAAAGGCAAUGAGGGGCAAAGGUCAGGCUUCUGUCUUAUUCUUCACAUGGCAAUGGAUUUUUGUCCUCCAGAAAUGUUGCUGAUGUCCUAUGUCUCACCAGAAGGCCCUGUGUGAAAUGACUCAGGGUGUGAUUCUUUCUUUAUCAUACUCCUUCCAUUUUAAACAUUUAAUGUUUGAUUUGAAGGGGAAAUAAUUUCAAAGCCACUCCUUGUCUACUUGUACUUUUUCAUGAUUAUCAUAUUAUUUCUAUGUGCAUCCUAGACUUUGUAGUAUUCUUAAUGGUUUGCAUCAUCACAAACCUUAAGGAAGGCUGGAGCACUUUCCAGACAGUGGUGCGUGAAAUGGAGGAGGAUGUUGAAGCAGAGCAUCCAUGAGGCCCACUUGGCUGGAUGGGAAGGCUGGUACAGCAACACUCAGAGAUGUAAGGUUUGUUCUUUCUCAAGAGAUUCCAAAGGACUUUCUGUUUGCUGUGGUUUGAACAUCUCCUCCAAAACACAUGUUGAAACUCGGUUACCGUUGUGGGGUGUCAAGAGGUGAGGCCUUUGGGAGGUGGUUGGGCCAUGAGGACUCUGUCCUCAUGAAUGGAUGAUGUUUUUAUCAUGGGAGUGGGUUAGUUAUUUUGGGAUUUUGGCCCCCUUUUCAUCUCUGCCUUGUGCCCUCUGACCCUCUCUUGCCCUUCUGCCUUCUGCCCUUUUACUGUGAGAUGACCCUUGCCAGAUGUGGCACCAUGCUCUUGAACUUCCCAGCCUCCAGCACGGUGUUCUGUAAAAAUUACAGUGUUCCAUAAAAAAUCACCGUGAGUUUGAAGUGCUGCCAUCUCAACUUGUCUAAGAAGCACUGUUUGUCCUUGCACAAAAGGGGUAUAAGUAUGUACAGGGAAAGGGGACACACAUUCUUUGCCUUGCCCAAGGUCCAGACUCCUGGAAAGGCAUUCUUUCCCAAUAUAGGCAACAGAAGGUGCACCUGGCCUCUUCUUUCCAUUCUGAAUGAGGUUAGGUGCUGGCUCCAGACUGGGAGAACAACUCAGUUGCACACAGAAGAGUUUGAGGUAACUAAGUUAAUAAUAACACCAACGCAAAGAUACCAUGAAGCUGAAGCUGGAGUCAGCACCCUUUUCCGACUUAAGCUCUUUACCCCUUUGGUUCUCCCUCCAGGACAGCCUAUCCUGGAUGCCCUCUCAAAAAAGGCACUCUGAGAGUAUCAUCAUGUCACUCCUCUACUUUCUCCUUCCUCUCACCCAAGGUGGCAAGGAUCCAGGGCUAUCACAAGAAGACCCUGCUCUCCGGAACGAUCAUAUCCCACUGUCUUUGCCCACCUCACUACACUCCCUGGUCCCAGAAACCUGAGGUCUUCCUGCCUGCUCCAACACAUACACACACACGCACACACACACACACACACCCUAUUCUCACUCACUCACUCUCUCCCAUUAUUAGUAUCUCACUAGGGUUGGGUUCUCUAUGCCUCGUGAUAAGUUCCUGAGAAAUUAAUUCGUACUUUUGGAGAAAUAAGAGUAUUAAUGGUUAAUUUCAGGGGUUUUGGAGCCAGGAAGACCUGAGUUGGAAUGCCAUUUUAGACACAAAUUUUGUAACUGGGCAAUUGCUUACCAUCUUUGGGCCUCUUUCUUCUCCUUUGAAAAUAGGGAUGUCAAUCCUCUUUCAGAGGGCCGUUGGAAUAAUUAAACGAGAUACGUGUAUAGCCCUUAGAACAGGCCUGGUUUACAGUAAGCAAUGAAUAAAUGGAAGUGAUUAUUGAUGUUUUUGUACUAAUGAGAAGAAUUUAGAAUAAAUAUUUCCUCCCCUCACCUCCUCUCCCUCUGUCUAAUUCUGUCUUCUCUGCCUGAUAAAAUAACUUGUUUUAUGGAUACAACGCCUUGUACUUCAAUGCCCAGAAUCCCAAAGUAGGGAUUCUGUUAGUGAAAGUCCAGCCUAGUGAGCAGUUUGGUGAACUAGCAAGAGCAAAAAUUGAGCAACAAGAGGUCUAGACUCUAAUUCCUGCUCUGCUGCUAACAAGCCAGGCAAUUUGGGGCAAGUCAUUAGCCCCUGAAGGCUAUAAUUUCUUCUGUAAAAAGAAUUGGGAUAAGAUGGACUUGUAGGUUCCUUCUGAUUUUUGUAUUUUAUGGUUCUAUAUGAAAAGGUUUUUCUCUGAAUGAAUUCUUUUACUGAUACUUAAAAAACCUUAGCUGAUGUAUUUUUUCUUCUGAGACCUCUUAUUGCAUAGCUUUAUCUUGCCUCACAUUUUUUUUCACAUGCAGAAGUGGUAGUUGAAGGUGGACUGUGGAGUUGGUCAUUCUAGGUUUGGAUUUCAGUACCACCACUUGGCUUUUGGCCAGUUAUUUAACCUCUCUGAGGCUCCGUGGUCUCAUCUGUCUAAUGAGGAUGGACAGAGGGUAGAUGUGAAGAUGAAAGGAGGCAGAAUUCUUAGACUAACCUCAAAGGCUAUAGUUUGAUUGUCCUGUAGGACAUUAACCAGUUUUGUCUAUAACUUGGCAAACUUAUUUCAGAAUGUCUUUUCUCAUGGACUCUGAAUACCUGAUCACUAUCUUCCUGAUUUCUUCAUUAAUUAGUGAGUCUAAUAGAAUCUUUCACAUGUGCUUCAUUCUAUUUUUUAUAUAAGAAUCCUGUUUUUAACCUUUUGAAAAUUAUUCUUUGACUGCCUUCAGACACUCUCCUUGAUAGACUGACAUAGGCGAAACUCACUAGAAAUGCUGAUUAAGUUACUGAAAAAAAAGAAAAACGAUCGAGAUUUGCAUUUUUACACUUUCUGCCUGAUUCUUCCCUAUGUCACUUAGCCGAAGCCAGGCCCUACGAGGGUAAGGGUGGGGAAAAUUCCCUUGGAGGAAUCUCUACUUAUUGGAAAAAGAAAUAAGCAAAAAGCAAGAUGAGCCUGGCAGAAAGAGAUAUUUUGCUUGUGGCCUUUACAUUUAUGACUAGCAAGAUAAUGAAGGAAGGUAAUUCUGAAAGCUUUAUGUCAGUUUUAACGGUCCCUCAAGCACUGAGAAAGAUAGUAGUCAAUGGAUGGUGUCCAUAAGGAUUUUUUCUCCUUCUCCCCUGACAGCCAUUGACAGGAUCAUUUUGUAUUUGCAACUGCUGUUAUUGAAGCGUGCAGAAAAGGCCCUGUAAGGCCAGGAGGAUGAGGGCUACUUCCCUGCAAGGAUCUCUAUUGUCAUCACUAUGGCAAUAAUACUUACUAUAAUUUUCAUUCUGCUUUUCUAUAGAGUGUCGACUUUGUGGAGCUUAAGGCUAUGGGAUUUGGGUCACAUAAAAUCACACUAGCAUAAAAUCACGCUUUGUUAUCUUGAAAGAGUAUUUUUUUUUAACUGCAAAGAGAGCCUAUGCAACAAGAUUAAAAUAAUUGCCAAUGCAGGUCACUUGACUAAUAUAAUUAUUUAUGGGAUGCUAAUAGCUUUUCAGACGCUUUCAGAUACAGUGUCAAUUUGACAGCAGUUUUUUCUCUCUCUGUUUGGAUUGUUAGACCACUGCCAGUUUUUCUCCCCAAGGACAAGGCUUAUCAUUGGGGGGUGGGGGUGGGGAAUGUAAAUUAAUUGGAAAUCAGCUCUCAGGCGUCGUCUGGUAGUUUCUCUUUAUUAUCUGCAAUUAAAUCAUAAGGACAGGAACCAUGCCUUCUAUUUCACUUAUAUGCACCCUCAUCUCCUAGCGUCGCGCUCUGCAUAAAUUUCAAUGGUACUAGCUUUCCUACAGACAGCUUUAGAGACAUUAGACACUUCUAAAGUACGACUCUGCGGAAAGAGCCCUUUGGGAAUGAAGCGGCAACGGUGGCGCACCUGCGAUCCUAGCGUGGGAUGACAAAGCUCUAAGAGGAGUCUCAGGGUAGGGAGGAAACAGCUGGAGACAAAGAAAGGGGGUGUAGCGAAAAGAGGUGAAAACAAGAAAGAUAAGCGAACAGAACAGACCAAAGAGAGAAAAAUAACAGAAGAGACUGAGAAAAAGAAAAAGCAAGUGGAGCGUCCACUGCCCCGCCUGCAGAAGGCGAGCACGCGCGGAGGAGACUACAGGCCCCAGAAUUCCCCGCGGUUCCCCUUGCCUGGGGUCAGUCUCCUAGGCAACCCCGCUAAACAAGAUGGCGACCUCCGGGAGGGCUCUCCAGAGGACCAGAGCUGCCUCUCUCCUCAGAGGCUUGGGCAGAUCCCGAACUGGAGCCCGAUCGUUACAGUUUCGCGCAGAAAAAGAGCGUCAGCCUUGCUGGUCUUCUUUUCCCAUGGGGCAGAAGACGAAAGGCAGCUCUAACAUAGCCUCCUCCUACCUGCUCCAGCAGCUCAUGCACCGCUAUCAGGAGCUGGACGCGGACGGAGACGAGGACCAGGGCGAGGGCGAGGCGGAUUCCGAGGAGUCCUCAGAGUCCGAAAUGCUGAAUUUGGAGGAGGAAUUUGAUGGGGUCCUGAGAGAGGAGGCUGUGGCCAAAGCACUCCAUCACUUGGGGCGCUCAGGCUCUGGGACUGAGCAAGUCUACCUCAAUCUAACUUUAUCAGGUUGUAAUUUAAUUGAUGUUAGCAUUCUCUGUGGAUAUGUUCACCUACAGAAGUUGGAUCUUUCAGCGAAUAAAAUUGAAGAUUUAUCUUGUGUGAGUUGUAUGCCUUAUCUCUUAGAACUUAAUGCUUCUCAAAAUAAUUUGACUACGUUCUUCAAUUUCAAGCCACCCAAAAACCUCAAGAAGGCGGAUUUUUCCCACAACCAAAUUUCUGAAAUUUGUGAUUUGUCGGCGUAUCAUGCUCUCACUAGACUAGUUUUGGAUGGCAAUGAGAUAGAAGAAAUCAGUGGACUAGAGUUGUGCAACAAUCUAAUUCACCUUAGUUUGGCCAACAACAAGAUCACGACAAUUAAUGGCUUAAACAAGUUACCAAUCAAAAUACUUUGUCUGAGCAAUAACCAGAUUGAGAUGAUCACAGGUUUGGAGGAUCUGAAAGCCCUGCAGAACCUGGAUCUGUCCCACAAUCAGAUAAGCAGCCUCCAAGGCUUAGAGAAUCAUGACCUCCUGGAAGUGAUCAACCUGGAGGAUAAUAAGAUUGCUGAGCUGAGAGAAAUAGAAUACAUUAAAAAUUUACCCAUCCUUCGAGUUCUCAAUCUUCUAAAAAAUCCAAUUCAGGAAAAGUCUGAAUAUUGGUUCUUCGUAAUUUUUAUGCUUCUGCAAUUAACAGAAUUAGAUCAGAAGAAGAUUAAAGUGGAAGAAAAGGUUUCAGCAGUGAAUAAAUAUGAUCCUCCUCCUGAAGUGGUUGCAGCUCAAGACCACCUGACCCAUGUUGUCAACAGCGUGAUGCAGCCGCAGAGGAUCUUUGACAGCACUCUUCCCAGCUUGGACGCCCCUUAUCCCAUGCUGAUACUAGCUGGUCCUGAAGCUUGUGGGAAACGAGAGCUUGCCCAUCUCCUCUGCAGACAGUUUAGCGCUUACUUCAGAUACGGGGCCUGUCACACCACAAGACCACCUUACUUUGGAGAAGGGGAUCGAGUUGAUUAUCAUUUUAUCUCUCAAGAAGUUUUUGAUGAAAUGGUAAACAUGGGGAAAUUCAUUCUAACAUUUAGUUAUGGUAAUCACAAGUAUGGAUUAAAUAGGGACACCGUAGAAGGUAUCGCAAGAGAUGGUUUGGCAAGCUGUAUUCAUAUGGAAAUAGAAGGUGUAAGAAGUUUGAAAUAUUCCUAUUUUGAGCCUCGUUAUAUCCUGGUGGUGCCCAUGAACAAGGAAAAAUAUGAGGGAUAUUUGCGGAGAAAAGGAUUAUUCAGUCGUGCAGAAAUUGAAUUUGCUGUCUCUAGAGUGGACCUUUAUAUUAAAAUUAAUCAGAAUUUUCCGGGAUAUUUUGAUGCAGUAAUCAAUGCAGAUGAUCUGGAUGUUGCCUACCGAAAACUGAGUCAGCUCAUUAGAGAAUACCUUGGAUUGACAGAGGAACCUGCCAAGAGUUUGGCUACAACUGCAGCAGGAGCUCCCUCUAGCAAGAAGACUGUCUCUGGGGUACCAGCACAUCUGGUUCCAUCUCCCAGGCGCUUGGCGAAACUGCAAGCAGAUGGCCAGAUGACAGAGCAUCUCUCUGGAAUGCAAAUUCAUGCCAAGGACCUAGAAAAUCAGAGCCUAACUCCUGCCCAGAACCAAGAGCUGGCUCAGGAUGGAGAAACCCAUCAAAAAGAGCUUUCUCUUGACAGCCAUCUCAAUCCUGAGCUCCCUCAAAACCUCAGUUCAUUGGCACCAGGUCUUCCUCAGCAGGCCCAGGACCUAUCCCUAAACCCGACAGAAGAGGAUGUCCAACAAUCAGAUCUUCCUCUAAAACAAACAGCCACUGAGACAGAUGUCCCUGAGGUGGAAGCCAGUGAGGUUGGGAAGUCUCCCAUCACCCCUACCCUGGCGCCUCCUGCACACCCUUCCCCUCCCCCAUCCCGCGGCCCUCAGCCAGACCAGGACGAGGAGUCAGGGGAGGCCCAGGUAACCCCCACUGGCCCUCCUCUGUCUGAACCUCCACAGGGACCUGGCCCCACUCCCCUCAGCCCUCAGAGAAUUCAGGAUGAGGAAAUUGAGUCAGACAGACUUCCACCCAGCAGUUCCCACCAUGAUCCUCCAAAAGAUUCUUCCCGCCCUGACUCGGUGCAGAAACUUGCUGGAGAUUCUCAGCAAGCUCUGAAGGAGGAAACCUCCAAAUGGGAAACCAUCCGGGUCAGUAUCCCUCACCCAGAACUGCCACAUCCCCAAGACUUAGCAACAGAUACCAAGCAGCCCCAGGCCAGGGAAGCCCUGGGGACCUUGCUUCCUAGAAGCCGGCUGGCUCCCACUCGGCUGCCCCAGCCACAGGUGCUGGCUCCCCUCCAGAGCAGGAGGCCCAUACCCAAACUCCUAUCGCCCAGCAGGGAAGAGGCUUUAGGAACAACCUCCCAUCAAACCAUGACUGUCUCUCCCAGGCUUCCACCAACCCGGGAAGCAGACACCAGUAAACUUCCUCCCAUCAGCCCUCCGCACUCAAAACCACCACCAAAUCUGAGCCCCCAGGCAGCCCACAGUCUUCAGCAAGUCCAGGAAGAGAAGGUCAGUGAGGUGAAACUCCCUCUUAUCAGUCCCGCCAGCCAGGAGCAAGCAGCAGCACCUCGCAACCUCAGUCCCGCCCAGGAGGAGGUGGCUCAGAAAGUGAGGCUCCCUCGCAUUCCUGCUCCUCUCCCGGAGCCAGGGCUGCCCCAGAACUCGGGGACUCAGCCUGAUCCAAGGCCUGCAAAGGAAAGGAAAGCUCCCCAAGCAGGCGGCUCCUCCAGGAGGAGGAUUCCAGACAUGCGGGCCUCACCCCACAACCAGGGGCCACUUCAGCAGACAGGGGCUAGGGAAAAAAAACUCCCCAACCAGAAAGGGACGGCUAGAGGACUGGCACCUCUGGAAGAGGCACUGCCUGGGAGCCACCAGCCAGCCUCGCAGCUAGAACCCCACGAUCAGCCAGCUCCCACCAUGGUGCCUGACCAUCCCGACCCCAGCCCUCCUCUUGUUUCUUGUCUAAGCUAGUAUUUCAGUGUGUAACUGUUACAAACUAGGCCAUCUGAGCAACCAGAGAAGCAAAGUCCAUACACUAGAAAUUCCUGAGCCGCCCCACGCCGAGCCAUCACCUAAGACCCCCAAUUACAAGAAGAUAAAAAAAAAAACCCCAUAAUUCCAGAAAAAGGACCCAUACCAACCUCCCCACAAAUGACCUGGCUCGGAAUGUAGAUGUGUCCAAACAAGGGCCAUCUUGGAAGAGAGAGAUUUUUGGAGGGUUAUCUCAAGAAAAUAAAACUCCCAUCAACAGCGAUCAGCCAGCUCAGGAGGGCCAGCCCUCACCCGGGAGACCCCUCCAGAGGGAAAAGGCCCCUGCGGAGUCGCUACAGGACAGCUCGGCUCCUGUGGAGCAUCCAGGGAGAAAGGGACAGGUUCAUCGAAAGGGCAAGUCUCAGAGGAGAGAGAUUGCUUUGCAAUCCCCAGAGCAGGACAGUGGGCCCCCAACCCAGCAGCCUGUCAAAGACACACCAGCCCAUCAGGGGAGAGGUCAGGCCAGACAGAGCUCUGUCCAAAGGCACAAUACACUUGCUUCCAAGCAGCAAACCAAACAGAAGCGAACCUGAAAACAUGGGACAGUGCCACAGGACAAAAGCCCCACCACUCCCCUGAACCAGGUGUCUGCUGUGGAGCAGGGCAGCCGGAAGGGAAGACUGCGCCCCAGGAGCAGUCAGAGCACCAAGGUUUAAGCCAUCCCUGGAGCCACCAGCUCAUUAAGGUCUGGGAACCCCGAGGCAGCACUGUCACAGAACGACCAGCUAUGGCUGGGUGCUGUGAGUCUCCACACUGGCUUCCUCCUGAACCCAUAGCCAGCGUAGGUGGAGGGGCUGUUCAGCGCUGUCCAAACCUUGGAUUCCUAGAAGGCAGCCAGUCUGCACUCCUGUGCCUCUUCUGCUGUUGCCAUCACAGCCUGGAAGAGCAGCUGUUGCAGAGGGAUGCAGCUCUAUCAGCUGCUGCCACCAAAUUGAGCUAUUCUGGAAGGCUGGUGUCAGCAAGUAGCCUUUGUGUCCAGACAUGAAUCCAACCUGAGUUCCAACUCUGGCUGAAGCAGGGCCAUAUUGCCAUUAAGUUUUGUUCUCUUCAUAAGGAAAAUUCGCUUCUAGACUGCUAGAAAAUUCUCUCACCCCUCUUGCAUUAUCGAGGAGUUUCAAAGCAAAAAGAACUCUUGAGACAGGAAGACUUUGCUGUUCCUGGAGGUUCCAAAUCUACAGUUAACUUGUGGGAAUCUUCUGUAGGGAAGAAGACAUAUUUUGCCUGCAUGACUCUGUGAUCAAAUGCUUCAGAUUUGUCUUGGCAAUAUGUUGCCUGAAACUUACUUUUGCUUGAAAUGUAUUUCAAAAUGAAUACCUUCCUUCUUUCUCUGAAUAGAAAUCUCAUGUAAAUUAGCCCAUGCCUUUAUUAUGCCAAACCAUCUGGUUGAAUCAAUUAAAAGAAUUAAUGGGGAGAACAUUUAAGUGAAUCAGUUGUUCAUUUAUCUAUUCAUACCAUCAGGAUUCUUUUGCUGGCAAAUGAUAGGAGUCCACUCUAAGCCAGCUUGUGUGACUCUAUUAGAAGGGAGUAGAAGAUUUCAUAUGGCCAAACUAUGGGAAGGGCAGGGCUACAGCAAGUCUCAGAGAGACUGGGGGCCAGUUAUGGAACAUAACCAGGACUCUAGUCAUCUCCUGGACUCUGGUCUAGGACUCUCACCACUUCUCAUCUCUGUUUCUUUCUCCAUGUUGGCUUCAUUCUUUGGACUACAGAUGACUCUAUCAGUUUCUGCACAUGGUGGGAAACAUGGCCACCAGCAGCUCUCAAGACCAUAUCUGAUUUUACCUCUGGAAGCUCCCACUGCUGUAAAGGGAUUAAUUUGAAUGAAUGUUCAUUAAUCCUAAUCCAAAGAAAGUCUUGUUGGCCUAGCUUGGUUUAGGCACUUGUUCUUAAACCAAUCUGCUCUGGCAAGGAGCCAGGGUUACCUUUAGACAUACCUAUUGAACCUACUCCUAUGUAUGGACACUAUACUCCACCCAAAAAGAGGAUAAUUGUGACUGAAACGGACAACCCAAGAUGUGACUCUUAAAAGCUACAAGAUAUCUAUUGAGCACUUACUGUGUACACAGCAGCAUGCUAAACUGUGUUUGGUAUCUCAUAUUUAAAAACGUAACUGAUGACUAAAUGCCUGUGCAAAUGUCUCUUAUACAAAAGAGAGGUGUCUAUGAAACUAUGAAUUUCAAAUGUUAUUUCAAGGGCAGUAGAGGAAACUCAUAUUUUAGAAAUCCAGGAUAUAGAAAUCCUCUUACAAAAUGAAGAGCUUAUAUAAUGCCAGUAAUUGCCCUCUGAUUUAUCUGAUUUGUCCAUGAUGAAAAUAAUACAGUAAUUGUAGAAAACAUAUCAUUUAUUUAUUUUUACUAAAAGUGUAUUUAUUUUUACUAAAAGUUCAUUCAUCCAACAAGCAUUUAUUGAGCACACCCUAUGUGCCAGACAGUGAUAGUUGCUAGAUAAGGGGAAGUGAUGAGGAUACUUCAAGAAGCUUUGUCUUUUAUCAAGGAAGACAGAUAAGAGAGUUCAUUAUAUUAAUAACGCCAUGUGAUUAGGGCAGCUGAAGGCCCCACAGUGUGUUAGGCUACAUUUUGCAUCCUACAGACAGGAAAAUGCAUUUGUUAACUUUUCCAGAUGUCAUAAGAAUACCAAGGAAGGACACUGAAUUCAGCCUGGGAUACAAACACUGGAUCAGGAAACACUCCUAAGAGAAAGUCAGCCUUCAGCUUAGUCUUCGCGGUUGCAGAAUAGUCAGCAGACUGAUGGGGAGAGGAAGUUUUCUUAGAAGAAGGAACCACGUUCGCCUAAGCAGGGGCACACGCAGGCAUAGCAUCUUCUAAGGAACCGAAUGCCAGGGGAGAUGCAGGUCUAUAUAGAUCCAAAGUGCCUUUUGUGCUACACCAAAGAGCUUGGAAACUUGAUCUUUAACAAUGGGGAGCUGCUGAAUUUGUAUCUGAGAGGCGUCUGUCUGGAGGGGGUAUAGAGGAUGAAUUUGAGGAGAGCAAUACAGGAAGCAGGAGGAGUGGCAGGGAAGUUAUUGCUGUAGUCCAGGAAAGAAGGUUAGGCCUGAAAUAAGGCUGUGGGGGCACGAAUUGUCCAAUUAGGUAAAUAUUUCUAUUGGAUGUGGGGGAGGGCAGUUUGUGCAAGAGAGGAAGAAAAUUAAGAUAAUUACUCAUUUUCUAUGAGGUGGGUGUGGGGCACUUUAGAGUUGUCCAUGUCUCGUUUAGGUGAAGAAUUUUCGAAAUUUAAAAUUGCUUUUAGAAAUGUAUAAUUUUCCUCUUUGCGCGCCUGUUUCUGAGGCUCCUGAAGGCAUUUGGGGUUGCAUUUCCAUUAGGAUACAAAAGGGAAGUGAUAAGCCAAAUUUUUUCUAUCACUUGUUUGUGUUUCUGUUAUUGUUUUGGUAGUAUAUGUUCCUAAUGUCUCAGAUUCAGUGGAACUGGACAACAUUUUGUUUGUGGUCGGAGGAAAGGAGUGGAAAAGAGUAUCAACAAGAGGUUUUUAGUGCUAUUAUUGAUUUUCUUGGUAUAAGGGAAACCUCUGAUUUUUACGCAUAGAAUAACAAUGUUUAAAAAUUGCCAUUUUCCAUCUAUAUUUACAAGGUUCCUAUCCUUCCCAUUUGAUAUGUUGCUCAGCAAGGUGAUCUUUAUAGGAACAAAAAAACAUUGUGGCUUAUAGUUACUACAUUAGUAAUACCAUCUUUAGCUCCUUUAAAGAAAACUGGCACCUAAUAUUCAAAUCAAUGGAGAUAAUAUUGCCACUUGGCAUGAAAGCCUUCCUCAAAUAUUUAAAGAGCUAAAUCAGUUAUUUCCAAAACUUCAAAAGGUAAUUGAACAAAGGGCAUGAUUGGGAAAUUCACAGAAGAGGAAAUAAAAAUGGCCAAUAGAUAUGUCAAAAAGUAUUUAACCUCAUUAUAAAUUAAAACAGGAUAGACUUUUUUUUUGUACUGAAUUGGCAGAUGAAAAACAACUUAAUGCCUAUUGUUGGCGAGGCUGUGGGUAAAUGCACUUUUUAUGUCUCAGGAGAGAAAGUAAAUCGGCACAAUUUUUCUGGGGCACAGUUUUACAAUUUUCUGUCAAAGCCGUAACAUUUUGUGUAUCUUCAGUCUAGUAAUUCGAAUCUGAGGAUUAUCAUAAGGAACUCACUUAUGUGCAAGGAUGUUCAUAUCAGUGUUUUUUAUGAUAAAAUCUAGAAAUAAUCUAGCUAUCUAAUGGGAUUUUAGAAACUAGUUAUGGUAUAGCUAUAU